AUGCUAGAAUGGGUUGUUGCUGUUUCCAUCCUGAUACUGGUGGCCUGUGUAUGGCCGGUGUCGCGGUACCUCCGACCAGUAAUCCAGUCCGCCUCGCUCCUCGGCGGGCUGGGAAGGGGAAUUUCUCAGCAGCAAGCGAGAGACCGGGGGUCAGACAGGUGCGAAUCUGACCACGGCGCUUGCUCUACAUCAACGGCAGCGUCUGCUGAAGACGCAGAGACUGUUGCGUUCAUAUGCAAGCCCUCUGCUCUGGCCAAUUACCUCCUCAAACACUGCGUGUCUUUCCUCAAUUUCACGCCGGGUUCGAGAUGGAGCUGGCGCGCGAGCCCGUUCCUGCAGACCGUUUUCGGCGCGUGCUGGCCCGCGGAGAGCUCCGUGCAUUUUGUGCGUGACCACCUGCAGAUGAGCGACGACGGGCUGGUCGCGCUGGACUGGGCUGUCGCCGGGACCGCGUGCCACAAGAGGAGGAGGACAUCAAGUAAUUCCACCAAUCCAAUUCUCCUGAUAAUCCCGAAUUCUUUUGGGAAAAUCACCCGGAAUGUCUUGAAGCUGUGUGAAGUGGCCCUGGGUCACGGCUACCUCCCCGUGGUCUUCAACCGCCGUGGGCAGAACGGCACGCCGCUCAGCACGCCCAGGCUGCAGCAGUUCGGCGACCCGGCGGACCUGCGGGAGGCGGUGCGGUACGUGCGGUACCGGCGGCCUGCUGCCCGGCUCUACGCGGUGAGCGAGGGCACGGGCUCGGGGCUACUGCUGUCCUACCUGGGGGAGUGCGGCUCCUCCAGCUACCUGACGGCCGCCACCUGCCUCUCACCGGUGUUCCGCUGCCAGGGCUGGUUCGAGACCGCCCCCUGCUGGCCCUUCCAAUGGGUUCUGCUGCUCUACCAAAAGAUCUGCCUCAGCAGAUACAGGACUGCACUGGCAGAGACGAUCCAUACGGACGCUCUGUUCUCCAGCAGUUCCCUGCGUAGCCUGGAGGAGGCGCUCUUCUGCCAGCCAGGGCCGAAGGGAGCACCGGCCGGGGGAGGAGAUGGCUGGGAGGCGUACUGGGAGCGUAACGACCCCCUGCGUGACGUAGACGAGGUGGCGGUGCCGGUGCUGUGCGUGUGCAGCCGUGACGACCCGGUGCGGGGCGAGCCGAGCACCACCCUGCCCUUGGAGCUCUUCCAGAGCAACCCCCACUUCUUCCUGCUGCUGACGGGGCGCGGCGGGCACUGCGGCUUCUCCACGAUCGCCGAGGCCGAGGGCGCCGCCCCCUGGAGCCACCGUGCCCUGCUGGAGUUCUUCCACUCCGCCACGGACUUCUUCACCAGCGAGGAGCGGGCCAAGGCAGCGCCAAGGCGCAGGGGUCUGGGGGGUGGGGCCAGCGGCCGGGCCUUCCGCCACCGCAGCGUCAGCACCUGCAAACGGCUGCCCGUCUGCUCCCACAACAUCCACCCUGCCGGCAGCUGGCACAGGUCCUACACCAGGUGA
Messenger RNA from Megalops cyprinoides (Indo-Pacific tarpon), 1470 nucleotides. RefSeq names its product protein ABHD15-like. The coding region runs from base 1 to 1470 and encodes 489 amino acids. The record is from RefSeq and is a predicted model, not a curated record. Lineage: Eukaryota; Metazoa; Chordata; Actinopteri; Elopiformes; Megalopidae. The transcript has 3 exons. Gene Ontology annotation, molecular function: monoacylglycerol lipase activity; short-chain carboxylesterase activity.